Molecule: messenger RNA, 366 nt
Organism: Pseudomassariella vexata
Lineage: Eukaryota; Fungi; Ascomycota; Sordariomycetes; Amphisphaeriales; Pseudomassariaceae
Exons: 1
Coding region: 1-366 (121 amino acids)
Biological process (GO): transmembrane transport
Cellular component (GO): membrane
Molecular function (GO): transmembrane transporter activity
Source: RefSeq, a predicted model, not a curated record
AUGCACGGGAGUUACACAACCCUACUGCAGCGUAUCCCGCUCAACUUCAUCUCGAACGGCGGCCGCUUGAUUGUCGUCUGCCCUCUGGCCCCCCUACGCGAAAAUGACCAAUUUCCUCCCCUCCAGCAUGCCGACGACGGCAACGAACUUGUAGGCUUCAUCGUCUUCUGGGUCUUAUUGGCCCUCUUUUUAUGGAUCUGGCCUGCGAAGUUCAAGUUGCCGUUUCUAGUUACGUCCGUCAACUGCGGCUGUAGCAUGCUCGCCAUGAUGGACUGGGCUUUGACUACGGCCAAGGGGGCCGGCCCGCUUCUGACACUGGCCAAACUCUGCCAGAAGGAUCGCCCUGGAACGUUUCUUGGCUCAUGA